AUGCUGUCGCUGAACAACAAAAAAUCGCUAAGGCGGAAACCGCCUCCUCCGCUCAAUGAGUACAAACAAAGCGGUCUACGUAUCAACACUAACCCCGGAACCGACCAUUACCAAUCGUACCAUGCAAAUGAACGGGAACAACCAAGCACCAUAACUCCGGCCAUUAUCGUUCCGGAGAAACAGAAUGAGUCGUUUGAUCUUUCUUUUGAUGAUCUGGUGUUUUCUGUCGAUAGUCCCAGACUCAAGGGUCCCAAAGACUUGCCAUUCGAUGAAUAUUCAAGCCCUACCCAGCUCAAGCAAGGAAGCCACGCCAACAUUCUAGAAGUGGCUGCGUCUCUUCUGCCCCAGGAGCCACUGAAAUUUAACCUGUCCUACGUUCAAGACCCUUAUCAAGAUACGUAUAGCCCGCGAGAUUACCACAGAGAUUACCACAAGGAUUAUCAGAGAGACGACCCAAGAGAUCACCAAAGAGAAUACGAAAGAAAUCACCGAAGAGAUCAUUACGCCCAACAAGACUCUUUUCUGACUUUGUCUCCGGUCUUCCCUCAAACAAGCAGUUCACCUAGCGUCUCGCCAGAUCUUCCACCAGGACGGCGCUAUUAUCCACCUCGCAAAUUUCAGAGUUUGCUGAGCUCAACUUCUUCGCCGUUUUUUUCUCGAGACGAAAGUCAGACAGACAUCCGCCCCACAUCUUCGAUUAAAGGUCCCACUCCUAGCCCACCAGCAAAAGACCCCACACCUCCGUAUCCGGUACUGAGCGAUCUAGACCUUUCAGACUCCGACGAAUCUUCUCCAAGGGAAGAAGCGCACUUGGGAGAUAUCGAUAUCAACCGAACACCAUCCAGAAUCCCUUCGCUCAUGGACGAUUUGUACUCGACUCAAAUGUCAAAGCUGCAAAGGUCUUUGAGCCGAUCUCCAGAUUACAAGUUUCUUGGGAACAACUAUGGUGCUGGAGUAGCGUAUCCUUCUUCUCCCGAACUGGGAGGCAACUAUUCGAGUCCCCUGAAUUCGCCAACUAAGUCUCCAUCUUUCAGUCGAUACACUGCUGAAUCUUCAUACUCGGGCUUUUUGGCUCAUAGCAGAAGCAGUAGAUCGCCUUCGCCUAAAAAGGGUAACAGAAUUUCCCCUACUAGCGGCUCCCUGAAUUUUUAUCCGAUAGACGAAAGAGAUAUGAAUUUCGGUGUAGGAGACGACCUACGAACUCCACGCUGGAGUUUGAUAGAACAAGAUUAUACCGACUAUUAUUACGAUGACAACGAGCAUCAUGAGGGAGAUUACAUGAAUGUUUUCGAUUACACCUCGCUUCCAGAACUUCCCAAACAAGAGCCUUUAACUCCGAUAAACCAUACAGCUUUCAGAUCAACGCUAUCGCUUUUCCGAAAUGAUAGUGGACUUCAAAGCUCUCCGACUCUUCGUCGAAAGUAUGAUGAAUUGCCUCCUGUACCUUUAGAUCUUCCACUGCUCCCAUUUUCUUCUUCUUCGCUAACAAGUCACCAUUUUGCAACUUGCAAGGAUGUGUGGUCUCUAAGAAAUAUUUUCGCUUGGUGCAUACAACUAAAUACAUGGGUGAGUGGACAAGACAUCAGUGAGAAACAACUACGGAAAGCGCUCAUCAAGUUGUUGGUUUUUCACAAGAGAAAUACCCCUAUUGAUAUAAUAGGCAAGAACGCAAGUGGAAUAAUCGAGACAUUUCGAUCGAACGGCGCGCUUGCUUUAGAGCCUAAGGCAGAUGAUGGAACAAAAAAGACUAAUGAUUUGUUCGCCCAUUUUAUACCGGAUAAAGAAGUGAGUGGUGUUUUAGUUGAUCUUACAGGGUGCUAUUGCCAUGACGCAGACCACACAAAUUUCUCUGUGAAAGACCAGAUGCUUAAAUGUUACUCAUCCCAAUGUCAGUUGAACAAGAUUAUCGAGCAUGAGCAUUUCCGCAAAACAACGAAUAUCGCUGAUCUAGUUUUGGGAUCAGAUUGGGCUACUCAUUGGCAAUUGACCCCAGAGGAAAUCAACAAUGAUACUCUUGACUCCAAGAAACAAUCAUUUCUUUUUGACCUAAUAAAAUUCGAGCAGACUUUUAUCCAAAGAGCAGACUGCUUUGUGACUACCGUUGGGCCGGAAUUUUUGAGAGUAUCACAAACCAUGAUAAGUCAGGAUGUUACGUUUUCCUUGAGAGAUUUUGGCGAAAAGCUCUUGAAAUCAGCAAAAGACUUGGUAUCCAUCCAUAAAACAAAUCUCUACGAACCAUUGUUGAAAAUACUCAUUUCCGACGGCAAGUUUCUUACGAACAUCGCCGGAAUUGCAAGCUUGUACUACGAAUGGUCAAAAAGCGUACGUAGUGCAUUGCUUGAGUACAUGAGUUGUGUACCUAUGAUUGAGUAUCUUUUGGGAAACGAGGCGCUCAAAGAUUGGGACUCAACAUUAAGAAACAAUCCAAAAGUCAAGGACUUACAAGUUAAUGGUAAUUUGCUCUUAAUGAGUACUUUCAAUUCUCGUUACCAGCAGCUACCCUUGCAAUUGAUGGACAUCAGAAAAUUUUACGAUGAACAAGAAGAAGAAUACGAAGUAUUGACAAAAGCUGUGGACUCAAUAAAAAGCCUAGGGACCACAGUAAACCAAAUGAAAGUCCAUGCUGACAAUGUCCACUCAUUAGACAUUCUACAGAAACAUCUUACUUGGAAAUCAAAUAUUUUCAAACCUAACAUUAAUCUUACAUCCACGAAGAGGAAGUUUUACUAUAGAGGCGAUUUGAACAAGAAGGGUGACCUCAAAAUCAACACAAAUACGGUACAUGUUAUCGUGUUAGACAAUUAUCUAUUAAUUACAGAACGUUCAAAGAGUCAACGGACAAUCAGAUAUAAGGUCACCGAGACACCUAUAUUGAUGGACUUCUUGAUAGUCGAAAACAGAGAUAAAGAAGGCGGCAUUACUGCUAAAGUUGGCACAAGCACAUCCACAUCAAAAAAUGGGGAUGGUGACGAGGAUGUAUUUACAUAUCCUUUCAAAGUUCGAUAUGCUGGAAGGAAACAUGAAUCUCACACAUUUCUUGCUGGCAGUGAGGCCGAACGCAACAGGUGGAUUAGCGUCUUGGAAAAGUCGAGGUACAACUUGAUGAAAAGAGUAUCCCCGCUAGCUCCAUAUGAUUUGGAUCUAGUGGAUAACUGCUAUUUUGCGUACGAGCAUCAACCGGCGAAAACGAAGUUGCCUGUGCUUCCUCCAAAUGACCCUAUACAAAUGCUAGCUGAAAGUACGAAUGCUGUUUUGAAAGCAAGACGUGUCCCACGAGAUGUAUUCUCUCCUAAUGUGCCAAAGAACAUGAUAGAGAGGAGAAAAAUAAAAUGUGCCGAGACGUGCACGUUUUCCAGAAGUACCUUUGUCUUUGUAGGUACUAAUCAGGGAGUUUUCUGUACCGACAGAAACAACAGAUGGAAACAGAUAUUGAACACGUCAAAUGUUACCAAAUUGACAGUUGUACCACACCUAAAUGUUGUUCUUGUUCUCGGUAACAAAGUUUUGCGUCACUACCCACUUCAGCUGCUUGUCGAGGUAUAUUAUGAGCGGAAGGAAAGAUUGAGCUCAUUCCCGAUAAUCAAUGAAGAGAUUUUGUUUUAUGAGGUGGGGCGCCAUAAUGAAAUUCCCACAUUAUUUGUCGCCAGGAAGGCUGCAGGAGAAGUUCGAUUCAAGGUUUUCAUCUUCGACACUGAUGCCAAUGGAAUUUUGACAUCAUUCUCUUUGAUAAAAGAGUUCUACAUUGCGGGACAAUGUUAUGGACUUUCUAUCUUCAACACGUCUAUUGCUGUGCAUACAGAGCGAGGCUUUGAAGUGAUGAAGUUGAGUACUCUCUCGCCUCGAACGAUCCCAGAUCUACCAGAGUCUGGGAACAAGAAGAUUGACUCGUAUGGCAGAAAAACUGGCAAGCACACAGACGUUAUCCGGCGUGCCAUUUCUCAUUGCAGCCCCAUGGGGAUGUUCAAGCUUAACAACAACAAGGAGUUUUUGUUGGUGUACAAGGAUUUGGCUAUCUUUGUGAACAAAGCUGGCAGUCUUUCUCGUACAACCACCGUGAGAUUUGAUUUCCGCCCCACAAGCAUCUCCUUUGUUGACAACAAUCUCUUCCUUGUUUGUGAGGAAGUUAUCGAAGUAUGGUCCAUUAGUGACUCUACAGAUGGGAAGAAUACGUUGAUCCAGGUGAUUCCUAGCAAAGGUAUACGCAUGAUCAAUAGUGACCGUCUCAUGUUCUCAACAACGAACCCGCAAAACCAAGGUUUGCAGAUGGUGUUCCAGAUGUUGCCCCGCAAGCAAAAGUUAUAG
Clavispora lusitaniae ATCC 42720 is the source of this 4302-nucleotide messenger RNA. It is a transcript of the gene TUS1, whose product is annotated as Rho family guanine nucleotide exchange factor. The record is from RefSeq and is a predicted model, not a curated record. Lineage: Eukaryota; Fungi; Ascomycota; Pichiomycetes; Serinales; Metschnikowiaceae. Gene Ontology annotation, molecular function: guanyl-nucleotide exchange factor activity.